CUGGACACCUGUGUCUCCUCAAGGCCCUGAUCCUUCGCCACUUGCAUUUUUGAGAUGGCUUCAAGUACUGGCAGCAGCAACGCACCUGGGGUUGACUUGGACGCCGUAAUUCAGGGCUUGCCUGCAUGCAAGCGCUGCCGGGAGUGCCGCCGUGGCUGCGACACACUCCUCCCGAAGUACAAUGCACCAAAGCUGGCGUCGAGUGUGUAUAUCAUGACCAUGGUCGCGGUGCGCUGGUUCCUCGCAGUUACAUUUCUGAGCUGGUCGAUCACGUGCGCAGACUCGAAGCUCGAAACAGCUCGUCGUCACCUGCAGCGUCCGUAGACACUCCACACAGAACGAGCUUCAUCGCAACCAACAAGUCCGAACCGCUGCUGCCGGGGCCCACUCCCCAGUAUGAACAUCAUUUUGCGUAUGCUGCGGACAGCUACCGAUACCUUGGCUCGGAAUCAUGCCUCCUGAAGUCUCCGAGAUUGCAAUCGACUUACGUCCGCUCUCCCUUCAAUGAAGAGGACGACUUCGUUAUGGAGUGGAAGUCAUCGCCGCAAAAGCUGUACGAGCUUGUCGAGGAAUACCUAGAGUGCAUGCAGCCAGUAUACCCAAUCAUCGAUCUAUCACAGCGAUACCUUAGUCUAGAUGUCCCUACGAAUCUGGCGCCGAUCGAGACGUUUUCACUGAACAUGAUAUAUUCGAUCGCCUGUCAUGUCAUUCCUAACAGUGCAAAGCGGCAAGACGCUCGAAAUUUGUGGCAGUCUUCGGGAAAACAGGCCCGUUAUCAAGCAAACUGUCUGAAGUACCGCAAUCUUGCCAGCAAAUUCUACGACAAAGCCAUGGAUCAUGUCGAAGCAGCAACGCUCGAGCCUACGACAGACACGCUGCGAGCAGUAUUACUGAUGGCUAUCAACAGCUUGUUCGAUCCGAAGUCAGGCAACAUCGGUCAGCAGAUAGCUCUGGCUGCACGCAUGGCGUACAGUCUCGAGGCAACGGCAGAGCAAGAGGGCUCAACGCCGAGCAAUACAGAGAUGCUUCGAAACAUGCACAUGACUAUCUUCAGCAUGGAGAACGAGAUUGCAUCAACUUUAGACCGGCCGGCAACUUUUCCAGAACCAAAUUGGGAGCUUUACUUCGACAAGGACAGACCAGCUGAAUACAUGUGCUCGCUGUUCCGCUUGCAGCAUCGAUUUCGCAAUGGCGACUCAGCGACUCGGUCGAAUCUGAAGAAGCUGCUGCCGCGCUUGGACGAAAAGGCUGAAUUACUUCCCGUCAUUCGCAUCGCUUUACAUACAACUGUCCUGCUCCUAGAUCCAAGCUGGGGCAGUGCCUGGUACGUACUUGAGGCUGUCGUGAGCCUGGGUGGCACAUACACAUUUCUCACGCCACACUGGGUAUACCGGGCUGGCACCAUCAUAAUUCAGAACAUGCCCGAGAUCUACGAAGCCAACGUCAUACAGCUCUACUCCAACACCGUUCAUGUGUUGGAGCUUUCGUCCUGGAAGUGGCCAAGCUCUGCUGCCCUCAAUGCCUCUCUGGCCGAUCUCAUGACGCAUAUGAAAAGUAAAUACAGACCAAACUGGGCUGAUAAACUCCGCCUUGGAGAUGUCAGAAUAUGAUCACCAAUCACUCGCAGAACGUACCAGCGAUUCUUCAACCCUUCUUCAGGGGCGGAGCAUUCCUUCAGGCACAUGCAAGGCUCUGAAAUUUCUUCGCCCUUUUUCAUAGACGAACAAAGUGAGAGGUGAGAGGUCCACGAUGAAUUUUGCACGACACUUCUCAGCAAACGUCUUCUUCGUUCAACGGCCGCACAAAAGGAGCUGGCACCGACAGCUUUUCGUAACAAAUCAAGGCCUAGUACAGCACGAUAUGGCAUCGACUGAAGCGCAAAUAUUCAUCGUACACCGAUCUUUCAAUCCAUCGGGUGCUUAUGUCGACAGCUGGCUCUCAAAUUUCUACGCAGAUCUGUCUUCUGUGCAACACUGCGCCCAAAGAGUCCGAGAUGAUGUGGAAAAUGAUGGCGCAGAGGCGAUCAAUACGGAUGG
Didymella exigua CBS 183.55 is the source of this 2036-nucleotide messenger RNA. RefSeq lists its product as uncharacterized. Gene Ontology annotation, biological process: regulation of DNA-templated transcription. Lineage: Eukaryota; Fungi; Ascomycota; Dothideomycetes; Pleosporales; Didymellaceae. The transcript has 7 exons. The record is from RefSeq and is a predicted model, not a curated record. The coding region runs from base 126 to 1610 and encodes 494 amino acids. Gene Ontology annotation, molecular function: zinc ion binding; DNA-binding transcription factor activity, RNA polymerase II-specific.